AUGGACUCGGAAUAUGCGCGACCGCCUCCAAACCCGGACGUCUACCAGACAGCAGAAGUAGACCCCAAAGCGGCGUGGGAUGAAGCAUCCGUCAAGAACAAGACUUUUCUGAUCACCGGCGGGGCCAGCGGUAUUGGCGCUGGUGUAGUGAGGCGGUUGGCCGAACUUGGAGGAGCUGUUAUUAUCGGUGACUUGCAAGAGGCACAGUCAUUUGUUGAAGAAGUUCGGAAGAGCACUGGGAAUCCAAACAUCCAUUCGAUCCAAUGCGAUGUCACGGACUAUAAAUCCCAAUGCAAUUUAUUCCGCAAAGCCCUCGAGCUUUCUCCAAAUAAAGCCAUAGACUCAGUCUUCGCCAACGCCGGCGUCGGUGAAAUUGGCAAAUCAUGGGCCCCAAGACCCUUCGGUCAGCUCCUCCCAUACCCUUACUUCCAUGCCGUCCCCAGGACUAAAAUGUCUCGCACAGUCCCCGGCCAACCCGAAGACCCCCCAGACCCCACCAUGACCACCAUGAAUGUCAACAUCACAGGUGUAAUCUACACCGCCUACCUUGCCCUGCAAUACUUCCGUGCCCAUCCCAAUCUUGCCAAAGACGCAUUCCCCAGUGCUUCCCAUGACCGUUCGUUGGUACUAAUCGGAUCCAUUGCUUCUUUGUACCCCUUGACAUCUGCCCCGUUUUACAAUGCUUCCAAACACGCGGUUUUGGGACUCUUCAGGUCGCUUCGUCAAACCGCCUUGCCGGAUAGGAUUAGAGUGAACCUCCUUUGUCCGUACUGGAUCGAAACACCCAUUAUUCCAUUCGGUGCGAAGUUACUCCUUUCCGGAACAGACUACGCCAAAAUGGAGGAUGUAGUCGAUAUUGCGACUCGAUGUAUGGGUGACUAUAGUGCUGCCGGACACAUCUUCUUGGUAUUCCCUCCGAAUGUGGGUGGUGUUCAAGAGAUCUUUAAUGAUGAACCGAAGGAUUUGGAUUGCUUCAAUCGGAAUGCGGUGAGAGCUUUGAACCGUGUGUCUGCGAUGCAGGGAUGGGUUGAAUGGGGUCGGAAUGUCCUCUAUGCUGCUCUUGGGUGGUAUAGAUCUUGA
Molecule: messenger RNA, 1080 nt
Organism: Orbilia oligospora ATCC 24927
Lineage: Eukaryota; Fungi; Ascomycota; Orbiliomycetes; Orbiliales; Orbiliaceae
Exons: 4
Coding region: 1-1080 (359 amino acids)
Cellular component (GO): cytoplasm
Molecular function (GO): oxidoreductase activity, acting on the CH-OH group of donors, NAD or NADP as acceptor
Source: RefSeq, a predicted model, not a curated record